Molecule: messenger RNA, 1336 nt
Organism: Amorphotheca resinae ATCC 22711
Lineage: Eukaryota; Fungi; Ascomycota; Leotiomycetes; Helotiales; Amorphothecaceae
Exons: 4
Coding region: 104-1072 (322 amino acids)
Biological process (GO): lipid metabolic process
Source: RefSeq, a predicted model, not a curated record
CUCUCUUGCAUUUCCAGCCCCUCUGCGGGCCAUUCUCCCCAGGCCGCUUUCCCUAAGUCGUCCCCCAAAGAGAUCCGCUCGUUUCUGAACGCCGAAUCAAGAAAUGUGGUCCUUGUUACUUCAUGUCGCAGCUCUGUACUCAGUAGGAAUACAUGCUGCUCCGCUUGUGCAGCGUGAUAACACAGUAUCGGCAAGUGAACUGGCUACAUUCGAGUUAUUUGCUCAAUAUUCUGGUGCUGCGUAUUGUUUCGAUAGCGUUCACAAGAAUGGCACCAUCAGUUGCUCAUCUGGAGGUGGAAAUUGCCCGCUCGUCGAGAGUGCUAAUGCCUCGGUUCUAAAUGCUUUUCAAGCUGGUAGCACCAAGACUCUCGGCUAUGUCGCAGUAGAUCCCACGAAUUCGCUCAUCGUUUGUGCUAUACAGGGCACACAAGUUUCGACGAACCCUGUAAAUGUCCUGACCGAUGUCGAUAUAAUCCGGUCCAAGACUGACCUUUGUGGCGACGCCAAUACAACCGACGGCUGCCUGGUCCACGACGGAUUUCACAAUGCCAUGCAAGAUGCUGCAACUGUUGUCCUCCCCGCUGUGCAAGCAGCGUUGCAAGAGUAUCCUGAUUACAAAGUAAUCACUACUGGACACAGCCUUGGAGCGGCCGUAUCUGCAUUAUUGGGCACACUGCUGAGAAACAAUGGGAUUGUUGUUGAUAUGUAUACAUUUGGACAGCCUAAACUCGGCGAGGUAGACAUCUCCAACUACAUCCAGAAUCAAGCCCCUUCUCAAGGAAUGAACUAUCGAGUUACCCACUACAACGAUAUCGUACCACAGCUUCCAGAGCAUGAGCCGGGUGACUGGGAUCACUACUAUCCUGAGUUCUGGAUCGACAUAGGAAACGGAACGGUCACUCCCGCCAAUAUCAAGGUUGUGGAGGGAAGGCUUUUUGAAACUGGUGGCAACGAGGGAGCAAAAACCGGAUUGGGGGUACUCGCUGACAUUGCUGCCGGUGGUGUGACCGCACAUGGGGAAUAUUUUGGAGCCAUCUCAGCUUGUUCAUCAAGCCCACCGGCAUCCUCCUAGAUGUUAGUAAGAGUAGGAAAACGGUAAGCGCAGGUUUUAGGGGUUGCGAUCUCAGGCUUGCAGAAACUAUCUGUUGCGAAUCUGAAACAGCCUGAAGUCAACCAUCGGAGGAAAAUUGCCGAGGGUAGGACACACGGUUCAUGGGGUCCAUGACUGAAACUAGUUGGGUAAUAGGAGGUCAAAAGAAGCUGUAAUGUGGUGGUUAUCUCCUUCGGAUAUGAUGGUAUGUUCACUUACUAGAAGGCCUGUAAUCAAAAUAUAGGU